UCCCCUCUGCUGAGCAGAUCUGAUAUUAAAUCUGCACACACGCGUAAACUACGACUCCCAUGAACGUUAGCAGCUUCCACAUUUGGCACCUGUAACCCGAGCCGAGUGUUUUCGGGGUGUUUUUACCGGUGAAACAUGGAAGUGACUGCGGCCCGACGCUCGUUCCUCUGCGACAUCGGUUUCUGGGCCGACCGCACCGCUCUGCACGAGGCGGCGUCCCACGGCCGGGCCCUGCAGCUGAAGCAGCUGAUAGACGGCGGAGCGUCCGUCAACAUGGUGACGGUGGACAACAUCACCCCGCUGCACGAGGCCUGCAUCCAGGGCCAUCCGAACUGCGCCCGCCUGCUGCUGCAGGCCGGAGCCCAGGUGGACGUGCGGACCAUCCACGGCAGCACCCCGCUCUGUAACGCCUGUGCGUCCGGCAGCCUGGAGUGCGUGAAGCUUCUCCUGGAGCACGGAGCCGAAGUCAACCCGUCGCUCACGGCCCUGACGGCCUCGCCGCUGCACGAGGCCUGCAUACAAGGUAACGCCGACGUGGUGAGGCUGAUCAUCGCCAGCGGCGCCAAUCUGGAGGCGUACGACGUCCACUUCGGCCCUCCGCUCCACAUCGCCUGCGCCAAAGGACACGUGGAGUGUGUGAAAGAGCUGCUGCGUUCAGGAGCCAACGCGAAGUCGGUGAAGUUCCACGAGACGGCCCUGCACCACGCGGCUCGGCUCCAGGCGGUGGAGAUGAUCGAGCUGCUGCUGGACUUCGGCGCCGACGUGUACGCCAGCGACAACGCCGGGAAGAAAGCCGUGGACUACACAACGCCCGCGACACCCGCUCACUCCUGCCUGGAGUUUCAUGAAAGUAACCCUCUGAGUCUGCAGCAGCUCUGCAGGAUCGCCUUCAGGACCACGCUGAGCACCAGAGCGUCAGAGGUCAUAGGUCAGCUGGAGAUCUCCCACCGCAUCCGCAGCUACCUUCAGCACCAGGAUCCCCCCUCACCAUCGCUCACACACACGAGUGUUGAUUUUAAACACACACAUGACAGACAAGAACAAACGUCUGCUGUAAACUCUGCACUGUGACUCAGGUUGUACUUUUACUUCUGUGUAAUAUUAUAAUAAAAAGAAUGUUUU
This is a messenger RNA of Salarias fasciatus (jewelled blenny), 1122 nucleotides long. Its product is annotated as ankyrin repeat and SOCS box protein 13-like. Gene Ontology annotation, molecular function: protein binding. The coding region runs from base 136 to 1071 and encodes 311 amino acids. NCBI's taxonomy places the organism in Eukaryota, Metazoa, Chordata, Actinopteri, Blenniiformes, Blenniidae. Gene Ontology annotation, biological process: protein ubiquitination; intracellular signal transduction; positive regulation of protein catabolic process. The record is from RefSeq and is a predicted model, not a curated record. The transcript has 6 exons.